Molecule: messenger RNA, 1384 nt
Organism: Cherax quadricarinatus
Lineage: Eukaryota; Metazoa; Arthropoda; Malacostraca; Decapoda; Parastacidae
Source: RefSeq, a predicted model, not a curated record
AAAAAACACGGUCGUAAGUCUAGUGGUCGUAAGUCAAGCAGGUCGUAAGUCGGAUGGUUAGAGAGCCAGAAAAUGUAAAUGAAGCACUGAGAUGCAGGGAGAAGCGAUGUAGCAGAGUGGAAAUUUCUACUCCCCUCUUGUUGAUUUAUGUGUAGAGGAACCGUUUUCACAAGUGUUGAAAAUAAUCAAGACUACCCUGGAUACGAUGGAGCGUAUUGACACUGCAGAACACGAGGAGCAACGAGUAGAACGGGAAAUAAGCGAGAGAGAAUCAGAGGAAAACCAGGCAGCACAGAAUGGUGUAACAGAUGACAAGGAAACUUUGCAAAGAAAACUAGAGCAAUUGCAAGCGUUGUAUGAGAAUACAAAACAUGAACUGGAUUCCACACGAGAGGCACUUGGCAAGAUUCAGUCAAGUCAACCUGGGGCCUCAAGUAGCAGUGUUGAGACCAAGGAGAGAAGUUCUGAAACUCACAGCCAAGACACUGCCGAACAAGAAGCAAAAGCGACGUCAACACGGAGGACUACCUUCAAGAUAUUUGUUGGGAACCUCAGUGAUUAUGCCACGAGCUCGGAUAUCCGAAACCUCUUUGAAAUAUACGGUACAGUAGAAGAAGCUGAUGUGUUGAAAAACUACGGUUUUGUGCACAUGAAGAGCGAAGAUGAGGGUGAAGCAGCUAUCAGAGCGCUGGAUGGCUAUAUGCUUCAUGGCAAGCCCUUGGAUGUUAAGGCAUCUACUGGCAUCAGGAAGGGAGCAGUUGACCAAGGUGGUGGGCUAGCUAACACUGAGUCAUCUGGACAGAAAAACACAUUCAAGAUAUUUGUAGGAAACCUCAGUGAUUUUGCCACGAGUGCGGAUAUCCGAGAAAUAUUUGAAAAUUACGGCACAGUGGUGGAAGCAGAUGUUAUGAAAAACUAUGGUUUUGUGCACAUGAAAAAUGAAGAGGAAGGCCAGGCAGCUAUCAAAGCACUGAAUGGUCACAGGCUUCGUGGGAAGUGGACGCCCGGUUUACGAUCAGCUCCCAAUGCGACCAAUUAUCCAAUGGUUGCAGAGGCAUCUACUGGUACUAGGAAAAGUGGGUAUCGAAUGCCAAAGAUCUUUGUUGGCAACUUAAGUAGGCACUGCACACGAGACGAGCUUAAAAAUAUGUUUGAAGAGUAUGGCAAGGUGGUAGAGAUUGGUAUGCUAACCAACUUUGCAUUUGUUCACAUGAGUGAUGAAUCUGACGCCCAGAAAGCAAUCAGGGAGUUGGAUGGACACGAGAUGCACGGAUUACGUUUGACAGUCCAAAAGGCCACCUCCCGUGGCAGGCAGCAAUAUGGUAUGGGAUAUCCAGACAUGGGUUCUCGCUAUUUACCUGGAGCCCCAUUGGUGGAGUCUUGA